AUGCAGUGGACGCCCUUGGGACCUAAUGAGGAGGUCGAUAUUAGCAACUUGCCGCAUCGAGACCACGCGUUGUUUCUUAUUGGGGCGGCCAAGUUUUAUUUGAACAACUACCUGGGCCUCAUAGACGAGCCCGAAUUUACCAAGGGCGUUUAUGACCUCUACGAGAGACCGGCCGAGAAAGCAAACAGCUCGAGGACAUGGUACGCCCACUUCCUCCUCGUGCUUGCAUAUGGCAAAGCCUACUCCAAAGGCAACAACAGCCGGGGCCCUCCCGGAUCUCACUACGCGCUGCGAGCGAUGACGAUGCUUCCAGACAUGUCGGGACUUUAUGCCGACCCAGUUUUAGCUGUCCAGACCUUGACGCUAGCUUCUAUGUGGUUCCAGUCUGUAGAUAUGAGAAUCGCUGCUUACUACCAUAUCAGCCAGGCAAUGCGUACUUGUAUCAUGGAGGGUAUGCAUCGUCAUAUGCCCGAGCAAAUCGUCGGGGCGAAGCAGUCGAAACGAGCAUGUGUGGCUUUUUGGGCGAUAUAUACCAUGGAGAAGGAGUUUUCCUCUUCUAUAGGAGCCCCCAGUGCUCUGCAGGAUGAGGCUAUCACGGCCAAGCCUCCUUCACAGAUGAAUAAUUCUGUUGAUGCAGUGAACAUGGAGUUGCAUGUGAGGUUAACUAGAUUGACAGCUCGCAUCUUAUCUACGGUUUAUGGAGUGGGAAGACAGUUCGAUAACACACUAAUCCCGAACACGCAGUCGAUCCUCCGUGAGCUGGCCGAACUAUCUCGGGACUUGACCGACGUGCUCAGGACUCAUUUCCCCGCAAAGCCUCACGGAUGGCGCAUCGACUUGUCAUUUCAUAUCAUCAUGCAAGUUUCUAACAUUAACGUUCCUGACUCAACUGAACUAAUAUGCUUUGUAGUGCGUGGUGCUUUCUACUCGGCCGCUUGUGAUGUGUGCGCUGCAGAUGCAUGUCGAGAAUUCAGAUACCUUCCCCCCAGUGGUCGUCCCUUUGACGUCGACGGUGGCCUCACUCCUCAGUUCGUAUUGGCGAGUGAUGAUAUUGUAUUCAUGAUUACUGAGAAGUUGACCAGUUACUUAGACGCCUUUUUGCCCUUUCAACUUGACGCAGCCUAUUCGUCAGCGUUUAUCCUUCAUCUCAUCAAACUAAUCAGCCCAUCGCUUCUACAAGAUCAGUCCUGGCCUAACGACAUAGAAUACAUAUUCGAUCGGAUGAUUGAAUCGGGGAGUGUAGUCGCGCCAGUGCGGAAACUGGAACUACAACAAUUGGAAAAUGCCAUGGCUGCUCUGAUGCCCAGCACGGAGCAAUCUUGGGGUCUCGCUCCACGGGCAGAUUAUGUACACGAACAGAACUUUGCAACGGAUGAUUAUUUUCGAGAUCCGUUCUGGCAUACAAUUGCUUCUAACGGAGUGUCUGGGCUUUUGCCGCAGGAGAUUUUGGACCUGGCUGACCGGUUAGACGUAGAGGAUGUGGCUUCCACAUCAAGUCAAUAA
Molecule: messenger RNA, 1503 nt
Organism: Clonostachys byssicola
Lineage: Eukaryota; Fungi; Ascomycota; Sordariomycetes; Hypocreales; Bionectriaceae
Source: the annotation of a GenBank genome assembly